Molecule: messenger RNA, 3796 nt
Organism: Cydia strobilella
Lineage: Eukaryota; Metazoa; Arthropoda; Insecta; Lepidoptera; Tortricidae
Gene: unc-119
Product: protein unc-119 homolog
Exons: 3
Coding region: 211-855 (214 amino acids)
Biological process (GO): lipoprotein transport; nervous system development; cilium assembly
Cellular component (GO): cilium
Molecular function (GO): lipid binding
Source: RefSeq, a predicted model, not a curated record
CGAUACUUGAUAGUGACGUACGUGUGGUGUGGUUUGCGGUUGGCAAACAAUUUUUUCUCACGCGAAGAGCUGCAUGUUGCUGGAUUGCUAAUUUAAUUCCAAAGAAAAUGCACUGAUACAUUUACAUACGUUGGCCUUUUAAUUAAAUUACUUACAGUGCCUAUACCCUUUGAGAUACUUUCGUCAUUGGAAGACUCGACGGUUACCAAAAUGAGUUUAGUAGGAAAAAAGUGCGAAUCAAUAUCCCUAUUGGAAUCGAAUAAAGGAGACGUAAUACCGAGUGAUAUUACUCCUGAAGAUGUUUUGAGGCUGGAUAGAAUCACUGACACAUAUCUGUGCAGCCCUGAGGCUAACGUAUACGAUAUAGAUUUUACGAGGUUCAAGAUUCGUGAUCUAGAAAGUGGGACAGUGUUGUUCGAGAUAGCGAAACCGCCGACAGACUUCGGUGUGGACAGCGAGGGCGCUGAGGACGCUCCCGAAGAGCCCUUGGACCCGAACGCGGGCAGAUUCGUGCGAUAUCAGUUCACCCCGCAAUUUUUAAAGUUGAAGACAGUUGGGGCUACUGUGGAGUUCACGGUUGGCUCGCGUCCUGUCAACCACUUCAGAAUGAUCGAGAAGCACUUCUUCAGAGACACCCUGCUGAAGACCUUUGACUUUGAGUUUGGAUUCUGCAUUCCAUUCUCCAGGAACACUUGUGAACACAUAUAUGAGUUUCCUACGCUGCCACCAGAUCUAGUUGAAGAGAUGAUUGCAGCACCGUUUGAGACAUGCUCGGACAGCUUCUACUUUGUGGACAACCAGCUGGUCAUGCAUAACAAGGCUGAUUAUGCCUACAAUGGAGGUAUCAACAACUAAAGGUGCACUGUAACAGACCAUAUUUUGUAAAUGUUUGGCCACUUGGCCAAAUGGCCAGUAACUAUGGGUGUCAUGCUCUAGCACAGGGGUUGGUAUACAGUGGCUCACAAGCUUAAGGAAGCUUUGUAGGGUUCCAUACCAAAAAAGAUAAAAUGGUAACAUGGCUAAAAAUCUCGGAAACUACAUAUGCUAUCAAUUAAAAAUUUGAAAUAGUUAUAAACAAGGCUAACCCAGACGCAUUGAAACUGUUUUUAUUUUAACCCUUAAAUGCAUAUUGUUGCCAAGUGUAUACAAAGCAUUGGACAGCUCACAGAUUCCUAGAUCCUACAUCCAAAUAACAAAUCAUAAAAAAAUAAAAAAUCAUGCAUUUAAGGGUUAAGGUGCAAUGACUAUCCUUAUGGAGCCCGUAAAUGUUAACACUUAACUUUUUUAUUUUUUGAUCUUUGACACGACCCCUGCAUUAAGAUAGAGUAAGAUGCCCAUAGUUGCUUACGUUACGUGUGCCGUAAUACGACACAAUUAUUGCAUAAACAUUAAAAUUUUCGUGUCUACACAAUCCUUUAACGAUUGGCACUAAACUUUUUAAAGCUUUGGUUUUGGUCCAAGACACAUAAAUUGCAAUUAAUAUUUUGAUAUUCCGGUAUAGAAUACAAGGAAUGUUUUUCUCACAUACACUAUGUGUAACAAAUGAUCUCAAAAUUUGUAUUUAUUUGUUUAUAAUUAUAUAAUGCUCUAAGCAAUUAUUGGUUUCAUAUUUAAGAACUGAAAAAAAAAAUAUCUUAAUCAUUUCAACAUUAAUGUGUUCAAUAUAAUGGUUUUAAAAUGGGUAUACAAAGUUGAAAUUUAUAAAAUUAUUAUUUCUUGUACUUAUAAAUACAUCAUGCUCAUGAGCCGAAACUAUUAGACAUGUAUGUUUACAUUAUUCCGAACUGUAAGAAGUGUUUUGAAAUCUUAUUUUAAAUUGCAUUUGCGCCUAGCAUUUAUAAUGGACUUUUAAUAAGUUAUCACUAGAGCACCCAAUGUUUGAUGUUCACAGAAUUUUUGUAUUUUAUUUAUAUUAAAAUGACAUAACUAUUGAUAGAGUGACUGUGUUCUAGAUCUUAUCUUAUAAUGUUACUAGUAUUGUAAAAGGCGUGAUAUAUAUUGAAAAGGAUUAGAAUUUAUGUACAUAAUUCACUGGAAAGAGUGGCCAGAGUACAGUUGCAGUAGGAUUAUUCUAUUCCUCUAAAUGUAGCUUUGUUAUAAUAAUUUUUUCAUGUUGGAAUUUAUUCAUAAUUCACAAGCCCUGCCACGUUUUAUAAUAAUUAACCAUAUUUUUUAAUAUUUUAGGAAUAGUUACAAACUUGGAGCAGAAUAAAAAAAAUACGAGACUAAUUUUUGACUUAAGGGGGUUGAAUCUUUAAACAACAACUCAUCUUAAGUCUAGAGAAAAAGAAUAUUAACACUAUACACUAUUAGAUGUUAAAAUGUGUGCUUAACCAGUUAUAUCUAGUCAUUAUUGUAUGUCUACCAGAUUGAAUAUACGGUAAGUACCGAAAAUGAAAAUGCAAAGAGAUGAGAAGAGUCAGAAAGAUAAACAAUAUGUUAACAACUACAGGGACUGAGAAUUCAAAAGGGGUAUUUACAUAUAAAAAAUAUUGUAUAUGUAUGGCAUCACUUGUUAUCAAGUGAAUUUAAAACGAAAAAUAUGUAUGUACUUAAAAACAGGAACUACUGUAGGAAUAAAUAAUUUGGUAAUUACAACAUAAAUGCUCAUUUCUAUAUGGCGUUAUAAAUUAUUUUUUUUGUAAUAUAUAUAAAUUACCAUUUUAAGCCAGAUCUAAUUCAGUGCUAGUUCUUUGUUGUACGACAAUACAACUGAGAAAUAAAAGUCUUGAAAGUUGAAUAUAAUAUCUACAUGACAUAAUCAUUCAAAAAUCAUAUUUUAAACCAGAAUUGUUUGGUGAUAGUGACCCUCUUUUCAUAAUUUUUCUUCUAAAUUAAAACGCGCUAUCUUACAAUUGAAUGUAAGCAAAUUCUAUAAUAAUUAAAAUUAAAAAGGAAUUAAUGGAAAACCCCAAAAUAAUGUCUCCUUUUAUGCCGUCCAACAUUGUAUACAAGCAUUCUUGCUGAAUAAUAAAUGUAAAACAGUGAAAUGUGUUCAUUUCAUGUAAUUUGAUUCUGGGGUAAAAUUAAAAUUGGAUGUAAAUUUGUAAGUGCCUAAGCCUUUUGUUACUGUAAUCUUGUUACUUGCUCCGAGUUAUCAGAAAAAUAAAUAAAUCAGCCAGCGGCAACUAUAAAAAGUAACCAGGAGUCAUCCAUUGCCACGCAUUGAUUGUAUUCGGAUAUCCAACAAAUGGUCAGGUCUUACUUAAGUAAUAAUUAUAUCACAUGUACAAUAAUAAAUGAAUGUUUUUUUUUUAAUUAGGUAGAAACAACGAUUACUUGCCUGGGUGAGAAAAUGAGGAUGCAAAUAGUGAUAGUUAAAGAUUGUAUAAAACGUAUCUUGAAAUAUGAAUUAAAUCUUCAAAAUUGCGCAAAAAUUUAAUCCUAAUUUAUGAGAAUAAGCCAUACUUUUAUAACAAACAUAUGGAAAUAAUCCCCCUUAUUUUUAUUAAAAUUUAUUCUUACGCAUUAGGUAUGUGCGUGAUUAUUAUAACAAUUAUAAAUAAACUAUUUUGGUGUUGUCUAAUCGGCAGCCACCGCUUGAAACGCUAACUCCGUUAAAGAUAAUUUUCUCGCCCGGGUCCGAAAAUUAAUUUGAUUAUUUGUGAAAUUUUUUACUACCAAAUUUUUUUGUAACCAAUUGGGUCGUGAUUGGAUCACGAUCUCCUGAAAAGCCUUACUGAAGUGCAUUUAUGCGUUGAAUUAUUUAGUUCCAUAUACUUAAUAUUAAAUGUGUUUGUACCAUGUCACUGGCAUCACCUCACUAGUUUUGUCGAAAAUAAAACGUUUGAAAACA